Mytilus trossulus (common blue mussel) is the source of this 7164-nucleotide messenger RNA. RefSeq lists its product as uncharacterized. The transcript is spliced from 2 exons. The coding region runs from base 737 to 5431 and encodes 1564 amino acids. The record is from RefSeq and is a predicted model, not a curated record. Lineage: Eukaryota; Metazoa; Mollusca; Bivalvia; Mytilida; Mytilidae.
GUCAAUUUCAUAAACACAUUUUUUGUCGAUUCACUAUUCAUGUACAGUGAUUAUUAGAGAGUUCCGAAUGAAAACGACGCCAAUAACUUGACAAAAUCUGUGUUGAAUUUUUUGUGGAAAUACUUCUAAUUUGGUGAGUUUUUUGUAUUGAUAUUAUUGUAUAAACCUUCCGUAACUUGUCUGAGUUGUAUUGCAUAAUUUAAGAACUUUUUUCAGUGAAUAUAGUUGUCAAAGUCCUCUCAGACGCAGGUUAUAUUUCUAUAAAUAGAUAUUACACAGGUUGUAAAGUGCGAAUCGAUAAUUACAUUUUUGUGUCAAUGAUGUUUUAUUGAUUUGUGGUUAAUAUUGUUUUUAUGUAUGUUCACUGGGUAAAACAAGAUGUUUACAAUUUUAGUAUAGAUAAUUUGUUUAUUGUUCUCUGGAUAACAUGUAUUUUUGCAAUGUUUUGAACUUUUAUUAUUCAAGUGAAUGACAGUAUUUUUCUGUUUUCCUUUCAGUAAAUCGUAUUCAACCUAUCGUAUUUGUAUUAGAGAAAACUAUUCGUAUUGAGGAACGUAAUAUGGAACGAUUAUGAUGUAUUGAACUUUAUUAGAUUAUAUUUCGAUGAUUCACUGUGCUCACUGGAUUUAAUAAAGAUUAAUAAACUUUCUAUGGAAUACGCAUUUGCAUUUAUUUCCACAACCUAGGAUUCUAGCCAACACAUUAUUUACAAAAUUAGAAUUCUUUAUAGUCUAAGAUGGAUGACAAACAAGAUAUUGUGGAUGAAAAACGUGAGAGAACACUUACUGAAAAGGGACUAGAGUAUACAUUGACUUUGAAACAAACUGAACGAUCAAGAUUGAUUAAGGUUUUAACUGUUACAAGUAAUGAUUUACAAACUUUGAUGCAACGUUCAACAGACCCAAAUGAAGUUAAACCUACAUAUUCUAAGUGGUUGUCUGAAUAUGAGGAACUAUUAGAUAUUCAUGAUCAGUAUCAAAAGCUUACUGAAAAUCCUAGUGAAAAACAACUUGACGAUGCAUGGUUUCAAGAAAGACAUGAUAAAUUUAUCUCUUCAAAACAAUCUGCACAGCAGUGGUUUUCUGUUAACAGUCAGAAGCCAGCUCGAUCCGUAAAAUCUCAUAGAAGUUCUAGAUCCGGGAGUUCAAGAAGCAGUUCCGUUUCAAGUCAAAUAUCCAUGGCAAAACUUAAAGAAGAGCAGCGGAAGGCUGAACUUUUAGCACGUGAAAAGUCUCUUGAAGAAAAGAAAUUUAUCGAAGAAGAAAAAUUAAAGUUAAGAUUUAAAGAAGAGGCACUUGAAAUUAAAACGGAGUUACAAGUAACUGAUGCAAAAACACGAGUGAUAAAAGAAUUAGAAAGAAGCAUGUUAGAGGACCAGCAACUUGAGCAAAUUAUGGUCAAAGUUAAACAGAGCGAUAAAGUUGACUUUCUUAAUUCACAAAAAGAUACUGAAAAUUCGCUAUUGAACCCUACCGUUCCGGCAUUCAUUCCGGAAGUAAAAAAGGAACGGUUAGCGUUUGAAACUAAAAGAACACUCAAAACAUUUCAAAGUGAACAAGAUGAUGAUAAACCGCCUCCUGUUGAAGCAAAAAACAAUAUUAUUGAUUAUAAUGCGCAAUAUUCAAUUGCUCGUGAGCUUAAUAAGCCCAAGGCUGAUAUACAGAAAUUUGAUGGCAGCCCUAUGAACUAUAAGGGAUUUAUGAGACAGUUUAAUGCACGUGUUGAAACAAAUACCGAUUCUUUUGAAGAACGAAUUAACUUCUUGUUACAAUUUACAAUUGGUGAACCGCAUAGAAUAGUUCUUGGUUUCUCACACUUGGAUGCUAAAAUAGGGUAUACAGCUGCUUUGAACGAGUUUAAAGACAGGUACGGUGACCCUGACAUAAUAGCACAUUCAUACGUACAGCGUGCAAUGAACUGGCCUUUUAUAAAGGCAGAUCACCCAAAAGCCCUAGAUGACUUUGCAAUAUUCUUGCAAGAGUGCAUGUACGCCGUAAAUUAUGUAGAUGCGGCAAAAGUGUUAGAGUAUUCAGAAAAUUUAAAACUCUUGAUACAGAAACUUCCAUUUUAUAUGCAGGAAAAGUGGAGGAAUGUAGUAUACGAGACAAAAAGUCGCAAAAAUAUCGUUACAUUCAGUCAUUUAGUAGAAUUUGUGAAAAAGGAAGCUAAGAAGGCAAACGAUCCUGUUUACGGCAAAGACGUUUUAAACACACAAGUAGGAAAAAAUGUGAAAAGAUUACAAGACAAUAACAUGAAAUAUAGAUCUCCAGGAUCUAAAACGGCUGUUACUGUAACUUCUGAACCCAAGGCAAGUACAUCUAGUGUAGGUCAGCAAAAUGAAACAUCGUCGGCUCGAUACAGAAAUGCAUUUUCUAAGCCGUGUAUCUAUUGUGAAAACGCAACUCAUUCUCUGGACAAGUGCGACAAAGUCAUAAAACAAUCACUGAAAGAUAGAUAUUCAUUUCUUAAAUCAAAGGGUCUUUGUUUCUCAUGUUUGAAGUACGGACACCAGAAGAUGUCAUGUCGUCAGAAAUCGUCAUGUACAGUAUGUCGAAAGGAACAUCUGUCUAUAUUGCAUGUUGAACCUCGAGAUCAGAAUCAAACUAGUCAGCAGUCAGAAAGCGAUCAGUGUCCGGAAGUUAAGAACUCUACUACGUUUAUGGGAGCUGGAAAUAGCCUUCGCCAGGCGCUGCCGAUAUUGCCAGUCAGGGUAAAAUCAAUUAACAGUGACAACUACAUUGAAACUUAUGCUUUUCUUGAUACAGGCAGUACUGCAACGUUCUGUACAGAAAAUAUUAUUCGUAGCCUUAAUAUAGAAGGUAAGAAAACGAAACUCAGUUUAGUUACUAUGGGACAAAGUGCCGUCCACGAUUGCUAUGUGGUGACAGGUUUGGAAAUUAGCAACUUGUGUGGUAAUGAUGUAAUUAGUCUACCACCAGUAUUUUCGCAGGAAACUCUACCAGUUACUAGUAAUGACAUAGCUUUUAUUGAGGAUAUUCAAAAGUGGUCACACUUACGAGAUAUACCAUUACAAAGGAUCGAGAGUGAACACAUUGGUUUGUUAAUCGGAAUCAAUGUACCAAAAGCUAUGGAACCGUGGAAUGUUGUUCCAAGUAUAGAAAACGGCCCAUUUGCUGUAGAAACUUUGCUAGGUUGGGUAAUCAAUGGCCCUUUAAAUGUAUCUACUGAUGAUAAACCAUGCAAGGUCGCUUCUUGUAACCGUAUCGACGCUACAAGUGUUUCGCUGGAAGAUCAAAUUAGGAAUCAGUUCAACUAUGAUUUCAGUGAGAAAACAAUCGACGAUGUUGUUGCUCCUUCAAGGGAGGACCGUAGAUUUCUAGAACUUGUUUCGGAGUCAAUUAUGUUAAAAGACGGACAUUACGUUGUGAAUUUACCUUUUAAGUCAAAGGAUAACAAAAUGCCGAAUAACAGGCGACAAGUAGAACAGAGAUUAAUGCUACUUGCUAGACGUUUUGAAAGAGACGAAACAUUCCGUGAUGAGUAUGUUACCUUUAUGAACAAGGUUAUCGGCGAUGGAUUCGCUACGGAGGUUUCCAUUGACGACUUAGCGAAGAAAGACAACGACGUGUGGUUUUUGCCUCAUCAUGGAGUUUUCCACCCUAGAAAGAAGAAAAUAAGAGUCGUGUUUGAUUGUGCGGCUAAAUUUCAAGGUACAUCCCUGAACGAGCGAUUACUUCAGGGUCCUAAUCUGACAAAUACUUUAAUUGGAACUUUGAUAAGGUUUAGACAAGAUGAAAUCGCAAUAAUGGGCGAUAUAGACAGCAUGUUUCACCAGGUGCGCGUACCGUCUGAAGAUGCGAAUUAUCUUCGAUUUUUGUGGUGGCAAGGUGGAGACUCUCGAAAGAAACCAACAGAAUAUCAAAUGAAUGUUCAUCUAUUUGGCGCGACAUCUUCGCCUAGCUGCGUGAACUUUGCACUUAGAAAAACUACCGAAGAUUGUAACGGACAGUUUAAUGAAGAAGUAAUAAACACUGUGCUACGUAAUUUCUACGUCGAUGAUUGUCUCAAGUCUACAAAAAACGUUAGUGAAGCGGUGUGCUUAGUUCAAGAUUUACAGUCUCUUUUGAGUCUUGGUGGAUUUAGGAUCGCGAAAUGGAUCAGUAAUAACAGAGAAGUAAUGCGAUCAAUACCAAUUUCGGAUAUGGCGGUUGGUAUCAAGGACUUAGACUUGGAUCAAGAUACACUUCCUAUCGAUAGGGCAUUGGGCAUUCAAUGGUGCGCUGAAACAGAUACUUUUCGUUUCAAAAUUUCAGUAAAGGAACAACCUAAAACUAGAAGAGGUAUUUUGUCGAUGGUUAGUAGCGUUUACGACCCCUUAGGAUUUCUUGCACCAUUUGUUCUUCGUGCUAAGAUGAUACUUCAAGAAUUGUGUAGGCUUCGCCUGGAUUGGGAUGACCCAAUUCCACCGAAAUUAGAAUCUUUGUUUUCGUUAUGGUUCCAAGAUUUACAUGAACUUUCAGAUUUCAAAGUAGAUAGGUGCUUAAGACCAGAGAAAUAUGGAGAAAUAAAGAAUGCUCAGUUACAUCAUUUCUCAGACGCAAGCGAAAGCGGAUACGGUACUGUUACAUAUCUUCGUUUAGAAAAUACUUUCGGUGAAAUUCAUUGUUCAUUUGUAAUGGGAAAAGCACGCGUAACACCACUGAAGACGAUAACAGUCCCACGACUUGAGCUAACUGCUGCUACUGUGGCCGUCCGUACGAACAAAAUGCUGUUAAAUGAGUUAGAAAUACCAAUUGAUCGGUCUAUAUUUUGGACGGACAGUAUGUCAGUUCUACGAUACAUCUUGAAUGAAGAUGCUAGAUUUCAGACUUUUGUAGCAAAUAGACUCGCUGUAAUUCAUGAAGGUUCUUUUACCGAUAAUUGGCGUUAUGUGAACACCAAGCUUAAUCCAGCAGACCAUGCUUCAAGGGGUCUUACUUCUUCUGAAAUGAAAAAAAGUAAUUGGAUCGUUGCACCUGACUUUUUAUGGAAAGAUGAGGACUUUUGGCCGAAGCCAUCGUCAGAAAAUCACGAGACAAUAUGUGCAAACGACCCUGAAGUUAAACAAGCAACUGUGCGAACAAUCAUUAAAACCGAAAUUCCAGAUGACAAUUCUUUGGGAGUCGAGAAACUUAUCGCGUAUUACUCAUCUUGGAUGUCGUUAAAGCGAAGUGUAGCAUGGAUACUUAAAGUUCGUAAGGAGUUACUUAGACGUGUCAGUAAUAAGAAACAAGAUAACAAAAUGACACUCGUUAAAGAAUCGGAUUCGAAAGAUUGUACUGAACGAAUAUCAUUUCAGGAUUUAAAAGACGCCGAACUUUCAAUUCUAGUUUAUGUGCAGAGACACGAAUUCACUGAUGAGAUUAACACUCUUUCCAAUAACCGAACAAUCAAGGCUACAAGUAAUAUCCGGAAACUCGACCCAGUUUAAGAUGGCGAUCUUUUACGUGUAGGAGGACGUUUAAUAGAGUCAAAAAUGCCGGAAAACUGUAAACAUCCGAUUAUAUUACCAAAGGGUCACCACAUCUCUGAAUUGAUUCUUAGACAAAUACACAUUGAUUUACAACACAGUGGGAGAAAUCAUUUGCUAGCUCACCUUCGUGAAACUUAUUGGUUGAUAAAUGCACCCUCAGCUGUGAGAAAAUUGAUAUCAAAAUGUGUUGUGUGUCGUCGCUUAAGUGCGCCCGUAGGUGAACAAAAGAUGGCUAAUUUGCCAUCAGAUCGUAUUACGCCGGAUGAACCACCUUUCUCAAGAGUAGGAGUAGAUUAUUUUGGUCCUUUUGAAGUGAAACAACGUAGAUGUCGUAUCAAACGCUAUGGUGCGAUUUUUACUUGCCUGUCUAGUAGAGCUAUUCAUUUGGAGGAAGCCGCAUCCUUAGAUACUAGUUCAUAUAUCAACGUUUUACGACGAUUCAUUGCUCGUCGUGGUCAAGUAGAAAAGAUCAGAUCUGACAACGGCACGAAUUUCGUUGGCGCAGAGCGCGAACUUAAGAGCGCAUUAAGUGAAUGGAAUUUGAAUCAGAUAGAGAAUGCGAUGCUACAAAAGAACAUAGAUUGGCAGUUCAAUCCUCCGGCAGGUUCGCAUUUCGGAGGUGUAUGGGAGAGGUUGAUCAGAAGUGUACGCAAGACAAUGAACAGUGUUAUUCGAGAACAAGUUUUAGACGAUGACGGUCUGAAUACUGUUUUUUGUGAGAUAGAAUCGACUCUCAAUAGUAGACCGAUUACGAUGAAUUCAGAUGACCCAAGUGAUUUAGAAGCGCUUACUCCAAAUCAUCUGUUGCUUAUGAAACGCAAAGCAUACUUACCUCCUGGACUAUUCAGUAAAACGGACAAUUAUUGCCGUCGAAAAUGGAGACAAAUUCAAUAUAUUGCAAAUCUAUUUUGGAGUCGUUGGGUGCGAGAGUACCUUCCUAUGUUACAAGAACGUCAGAAAUGGCAUAAACAGAGGAGAAAUUUAAUGGUUGGGGACAUUGUGAUUGUGGUUGACUCAAAUGCUCCGAGAAAUUCAUGGCCCAUGGGGCGGAUUAAUGAAAUAAUUCCAGACCGCAACGGACUCGUGCGUCAAGUGAAAGUAAAGAUCGGAAACAAUGUACUUACUCGUCCGGUAGAUAAAUUGUGUACUCUUUUAGAACUUGAUUAACAUUUAUCUUGUCAAUCUAAUAUUAGUCCAAGAACUUUAGUUAGUUGUAGAAAGUGAACUCAAACGUUAUGAACACUUUUGUUACAUAAUUUUGCUUAUUUUGUUGAGAUGCAUAUUUUUUUAUUGCUGAUUUAGGUGUAAUUGUUCCGCACUGGCUAUACAAUUAGGGAGCUGGUAUGUAAUGUCAAUUUCAUAAACAUAUUUUUUGUCGAUUCACUAUUCAUGUACAGUGAUUAUUAGAGAGUUCCGAAUGAAAACGACGCCAAUAACUUGACAAAAUCUGUGUUGAAUUUUUUGUGGAAAUACUUCUAAUUUGUAAAUCGUAUUCAACCUAUCGUAUUUGUAUUAGAGAAAACUAUUCGUAUUGAGGAACGUAAUAUGGAACGAUUAUGAUGUAUUGAACUUUAUUAGAUUAUAUUUCGAUGAUUCACUGUGCUCACUGGAUUUAAUAAAGAUUAAUAAACUUUCUAUGGAAUACGCAUUUGCAUUUAUUUCCACAACCUAGGAUUCUAGCCAACACACUA